Molecule: messenger RNA, 2616 nt
Organism: Megalobrama amblycephala (Wuchang bream)
Lineage: Eukaryota; Metazoa; Chordata; Actinopteri; Cypriniformes; Xenocyprididae
Gene: rab41
Product: RAB41, member RAS oncogene family
Exons: 8
Coding region: 149-784 (211 amino acids)
Molecular function (GO): GTP binding; GTPase activity
Source: RefSeq, a predicted model, not a curated record
GCGUUUCCAUCUCUGGCCACUAAGAGGCGCUGUCACACUCAGGAAUCAUCGGCUAUCCGCGCUCCGUCACUGGACUGUACAGUGUCCUUCGUCCGCGAACAGAAAAUAGUAAUAUUUAGAUAGCUGCUGUUUAUUAUACUCGAUAAAUAUGUCUACUACGACCGGUGGUGGAGAGUUUGGCAACCCUCUGCGGAAAUUUAAGCUGGUUUUCUUGGGCGAACAAAGCGUGGGCAAAACUUCACUUAUCACCAGGUUUAUGUAUGACAGCUUCGAUAAUACCUAUCAGGCAACUAUUGGUAUAGACUUUCUGUCAAAAACCAUGUACUUGGAAGACCGCACGGUUCGGCUCCAGCUAUGGGACACUGCAGGGCAGGAGCGCUUCCGCAGCCUCAUUCCCAGCUACAUCCGAGACUCCACUAUUGCUGUGGUGGUAUAUGACAUCACCAAUCUCAACUCCUUCCAGCAAACCUCAAAGUGGAUAGAUGAUGUCAGAACAGAGAGAGGAAGUGAUGUCAUCAUCAUGUUGGUUGGCAACAAGACAGACUUGGCUGAUAAAAGACAGAUUACCACAGAGGAGGGCGAGCAGAGGGCUAAGGAACUGAAUGUCAUGUUCAUUGAAACCAGCGCAAAGACUGGCUACAAUGUCAAACAGCUGUUUCGUCGUGUUGCUGCAGCUUUGCCUGGAAUGGAUAGUACACCAGAGAAAAGCAAAGAGGACAUGAUCGACAUCAAACUGGAGAAGCCUCCGGAGCUGCCCGUUACCGAGAGCAGCUGCUCGUGCUAGUAACCACCCUCGUCCCCUACCAGGCCCUGCGUCCCCCUCACUCGACCCCCUCACACACAAACAGCUUGCCUCUCAGUGGUCACUCGCUCCUCUCACGGCCCCGUGUCAUGAGCGGAGAACCUUUUCUUUCUCUUCGACUCAGUGACUUUUCAGAGUAACCUUGUGGAUGUGCUAUUACUCUGUAUUAAAAUGGAUUCCAAAAAUACAUUAUAUUAAUAAUGAAAAAAGUAAAAUUACAGCAUAGAUUAAAUGCUAAAACCAUUCAGAUUCUCAUCUGUUCUGGCUGCAUGGCAUUAUAUGGGAUUGCAGACUGACAAAAGCUCAUAUGCUCUUAAGUUUUCACACAUCAGUGCCAUCAUAGUCGUUGUGAAGUUUCAGAGCUGGCUGAUGUCAUGAUUUUAAGCCUUUUUUGCCUUCUUUUUUAAUUUCACUGGAGGAAGAACUUGACAUUAUUGAACUGAGAGGCUGUUACUGAUUCAUAUGAUUUUUAUUUUAUUUUUUUUACAUGAACAUUACACUAUUUUGUUUGUGUUUUUGGCAGAAGUUAUUUAAAAGAAAGAUACAGAAGGUCUCUUCGAUUUUGAAAUUAUUGUCGUGAAAUAUCACCAUGAACACAAUAUUCUAUAUAAUUGGAUGUUUUCAUGUUUAAAUAUGGUAUUAGGGACCAGAUAUCAUUUAAAGGUUGUUUUGUUUCAGGAAAUAUACAUGUACGGCCAAAAAAAAUUAAAAGUCUCAUUCUGGCCAGGCUAAUUUUAUACUGGAAUCUUUGGAGGGUUGCAUGGAAGUAGAAUGUAACAUUCUUAGAAAAGGGAAAAUUCCUAUUUAAUUUCGUUAAAAUUCAAAACCUAAGAUAUUUAAUGACUUAUCCACGACCGUAGUCACAAAACCUAACGUUAAUUGUAAAAACGUGUAUGUACUAACGAAACUAUCGUAACACGUCGCUCUGAGCUUGGAUAUGGAAAGCAUCAGUAAUUCACACUAAUUCUGCUCAUUUUCUGCCUUGUUUUUGCUGCGCAAGUGUAGGAACAGCAUGCAGUUUAGAGACCGUUUAACACAAAAUGCCUUGCUUGUUUUGUUGUCAUGGUGCACCAAAUCAGGCCACAACGCUGUGGUUUGCUCGAGCCUAUUAACUGCAUAGAGCUAAUGAGGUUUUGUUAAACAGGACAUUUAGAUUUCUUCCUUCAACACGGCUAUUGCUUAGUGUACAGACACGUCUUGGUAUUGCUCGUCGUAAGACUGUUGGUUUCAUGUGUUUAUUUAUUAUCUCACUAGUUAGUGAUACAUUGUGUUGUAUGCUUGACGGGAAUGGCAGUUCGCAAUGUGUGGGAAUCAAAGUUUGAUGUAUAAUUUGCAUUUCUGCCUGGCUACUGUAUCACAAAGACCUAGUCGUGUCACUAUCGUGCCACUAUUAAAGACUUUCACGCCCCAUCUGUAAUGCUGGGUUUCAACAGUAUAGCUUGAAUGGGCUUUUAUUUGCUGGAGAGGUAUCACCGAAUCCCCCAGCACUGUCGCUUUUCCUCUCAUUCAACUGUAAACCGACAAAUCCUUUCAUCAGACUUAAAAAGGGCAUCAAGUGUGUUUUAAACAUUAACAUUUAAUAUGGUUUGAUAUGUAGGAAUCAAAAUAAAACCCUCCUGAACAGCUCUAUCACGUGUCACUGACUGAAUACUCAGUUGUGUGCUAUUCUGAAGUGUGUUGGUCUGUUUGAAAUACGCUGUCUACUAGUGUUUAGCAAAGUUUGUGUGACAAAGUACUAUUAUUAUAUGCUGUAAAAAAUGGAAGGUUAAAGAGACACCAAAAUGUAUCACAUGAAUAAAAGAUAUUUCACCAGA